Python bivittatus (Burmese python) is the source of this 2370-nucleotide messenger RNA. Lineage: Eukaryota; Metazoa; Chordata; Lepidosauria; Squamata; Pythonidae. The record is from RefSeq and is a predicted model, not a curated record.
AUGAUCAAAGACAUCAAGGAGAUGGUCCCUCUGAUGGGGAACAAGAAGCCGGGUCCUCGGGAGACUCCGCCAGCGGCCGACCAGGACAAGAGGGCUGCUGAAGGUGCCCCCGCCAAGAAGAGUUCGCACUUUUUUCUUGAGAUCGAAGCAUUUGAGAGCAACGUAUCACCAAGCCGGACGUCUCCCCCCAUCUUCUCCAAGCCGAUGGACUCCAACAUCCGCCCGUGCGCCUCUGCCAAUUGUGAAGAUAUGGAUUCUCCGCAGUCAAUCCAGGAUGAUAUGACUGAAUAUACCCCCAAUGCGGAGAGUUCUUGCACCAAUUCAACGCACAAUGCUCAGCAGAACAAUUAUCGCAAGAAGCUGAAAAAAUACCUCUUCCGGGCGGUUUCGGAAGGAAACCUGGAGGACCUUCAGAGGCUCCUGGUGGAAAUGAAGGAUCGGUCCCAGAGGUGCCAAAACCUGACAGUCCAAGAAUAUCUGAUGAAUAAAAUGACCUCUUCAGACACCGGGAAGACCUGUCUAAUGAAAGCCUUGUUAAACAUCAACCAGCAUACGAAAGAAAUUGUGAAUAUGCUUCUCUCGUUCGCAGAAGAGAACCAAAUCCUUGAAAAGCUUAUUAAUGCAUCCUACACAGAGGAAGCCUAUAGAGGACAGACAGCCCUAAAUAUUGCGAUCGAGAGACGGCAGUACGACAUCACUCAGACCUUGAUUGAGAAAGGGGCGGACGUCAACGCCCGGGCGCAGGGCGUGUUCUUUAAUCCCAAACGCAAGCAUGAAGGGUUUUAUUUUGGUGAAACACCCUUGGCAUUAGCAGCGUGCACCAACCAGCCAGAUAUAGUGCAGCUCUUGAUGGAGAACAGCAAGACGGACAUCAUGUCCCAGGAUGCGCGCGGGAACAAUAUCCUCCAUGCGUUGGUGACUGUGGCGGAAGACUUUAAGACGCAAAAUGACUUUGUUCGGCGGAUGUACGACACCAUCCUUUUGAAAAGUAGAAGCCGGGAUUUGGAGACAAUGAAGAACAAAGCUGGUUUAACGCCUCUGCAGCUAGCAGCAAAAACCGGGAAGUUGGAGAUUCUGAAGUACAUUCUCAGCCGAGAGAUCAAGGAGAAACCCAUCCGGAGUCUCUCCAGAAAGUUCACCGACUGGGCUUACGGCCCCGUCCAGUCGUCCCUUUAUGACCUCACAGAAUUGGACACCACUUCAGAGAACUCACUCCUGGACAUCAUUGUCUAUAAUACAAAUAUCGGGAAUCGGCAUGAAAUGCUGGCUCUGGAACCUCUUCACUCCUUGCUCCGGAUGAAGUGGAAACGAUUCGCCCGGCACGUCUUCUUCCUGUCAUGCUGCCUUUACUUCUUCUACAACCUGAUAUUGACAUUGAUCUCCUAUUACAGGCCUCACACGACGCAGCCCCCACCAUACCCUUUAGCACUGAUUGGAGACCUGAACUGGUUGCAGUUGGCAGGACAAGCCGCCGUCAUUUUGGGAGCUGUGUUCAUUGCCAUUAAAGAAAGCGUCGCCCUCUUCUUGCUACGGCCUUCUGACCUGCAGACGAUUCUGUCGGACGCCUGGUUCCAUUUUGCCUUUUUCAUUCAAGCUGUGCUGGUGAUCUUCUCGGUCUUCCUGUACCUUUUCUCCUACAAAGGGCACCUCCCCUGCCUCGUCCUGGCGAUGUCCUUAGGCUGGGCCAACAUGCUGUACUUCACGCGGGGGUUGCAGUCCAUGGGGAUCUACAGCGUCAUGAUUCAGCAGGUCAUCUUGCAUGACGUGAUCAAGUUUAUAGUCGUGUAUCUCGUGUUUUUGUUUGGAUUUGGCGUAGCUCUUGCGGCCUUGGUCGACUCCUGCCCCGAAGACAGCAAGUGCAACGAGUACAGCGUCUUGGGGAGCAUCGAGAUUGACCUGUUCAUGCUCACCUUAGGUCUUGGUGAGCUGGAUGUCCCCAAGAACGCCAAAUACCCCAUCCUCUUCCUGCUGCUUCUCAUCUCCUUCGUGAUCCUGACCUUCGUCUUGCUCCUCAACAUGCUCAUUGCGCUGAUGGGAGAAACGGUGGAAGACAUCUCCAAAGAGAGCGAGCACAUCUGGCGGCUGCAGAGAGCGAGGACAAUCGUGGAAAUCGAAAAACUUCUCCCCCAAUUCCUGAGGAGGAGAUUCCAGCUCGGGGAAUGGUGCAAAGUGGCCGACAGUGACAGCCGGUUAUGUUUAAGGAUCAAUGAAGUCAAAUGGACAGAAUGGAAAACCCACGUGGCCUUUAUCAAUGAAGAUCCCGGCUCGACAGUUCAUUGCAGCAGGAUGCAGGACACAUCAAGGAGUAACAGCAAAACCACCCUGAAUGCAUUCGAAGAAAUUUAUGACUUGCCAGAGACUACCGUUUAG